GUCCAGCCAUCCGUCUCGCGCCGGCCCCGACUCGCACGCGCAUGGAGGGGCGCGCGAGCCCCCCGGGUGGGGCCCGGGGCCGCGCCGCGGCGGCCGUGCUGUGCCGCGGCCCCGUGGAGCCGCUUAUAUUCCUCGCCAACUUCGCGUUGGUCCUGCAGGGCCCGCUCACCACGCAGUACUUGUGGCACCGCUUCAGUGCCGACCUCGGCUACAACGGCACCCGCGACAGGGGCAGCUGCAGCAACCACAGCGCGGACCCCGUCAUGAAGGAAGUGGAGACCCUCACCUCCCACUGGACCCUCUACAUGAACCUGGGCGGCUUCCUGGUGGGGCUCUUCUCGUUCACGCUGCUGGGUGCCUGGAGUGACUGCGUGGGCCGCCGUCCGCUGCUGGUGCUGGCCUCCCUGGGCCUCCUGCUGCAGGCCGUCGUGUCCAUCUUUGUGGUGCAGCUGGAGCUCCACGUCGGCUACUUCGUGCUGGGCCGCAUCCUUUGCGCUCUCCUCGGGGACUUCAGUGGCCUCCUGGCCGCCGGCUUCGCGUCGGUGGCGGACGUCAGCUCCAGCCGCAGCCGCACCAUGCGAAUGGCCCUGCUGGAAUCGUGCAUCGGGGUCGCGGGGAUGUUGGCGAGCCUCCUCGGGGGCCACUGGCUCCGGGCCCAGGGGUACGCCAACCCCUUCUGGCUGGCCUUGGCCUUGUUGAUAGCCAUGACCCUCUAUGCCGCGUUCUGCUUUGGUGAGACGGUGAAGGAGCCAAAGCCUGCCCGGCUCUUCACGCUCCGGCACCACCGCUCCCUUGUCCGGCUCUACGUGACUUGGGCCCCGGAGAAGUCCAGGAGGCAUUUAGCCCUGUACUCGUUGGCCAUCUUCAUGGUGGUCACUGUGCACUUUGGGGCCCAGGACAUCCUGACCCUCUAUGAGCUGAGCAAGCCCCUCUGCUGGGACUCCAAGCUGAUCGGCUACGGUUCUGCGGCUCAGCACCUCCCGUACCUCACCAGCCUGCUGGGCUUGCAGCUUCUGCGGCACUGCCUGGCUGACGCGUGGGUGGCCGAGAUUGGCCUGGCCUUCAACAUUCUGGGGAUGGUGGUCUUUGCGUUUGCUACCAUCACCCCCCUCAUGUUCACAGGGUACGGGCUCUUGUUCCUGUCGUUAGUCACCACCCCCGUCGUCCGGGCCAAGCUCUCCAGGCUGGUGGGCGAGUCCGAGCAGGGUGCCCUCUUCUCUGCUGUGGCCUGCGUCAAUGCCUUGGCCAUGCUGAUGGCUUCUGGCAUCUUUAACUCUCUCUACCCAGCCACCCUGAACUUUAUGAAAGGGUUCCCCUUCCUCCUGGGAGCCGGUCUCCUCUUCAUCCCGGCCAUCCUGAUUGGGGCGCUGGAAAAGGCUAACCCUCGCCCUGAAUUCCAGCAGUUUCCCCAGAGCCCCUGAUCCGCCUGGACCCGAGGACAGAGGGCGGUGAGAGCAAAGUGAACACUAACCAGCAGAAAGCACGCGACCGGCUCCCAGCAGCCCCAGCACUGCCCCGCACAGGGCAAGUGCCAGCCUUGGACAGAGUGGCCAAGCUAGACUGCUGGGCCAGACUAUGACUCGAAUCUAGAACUGUAACCCACACAGCCCAACUUCGGGAGGCAGGGAGGGGGCCAUCGGGAAUGGGGUCUGUUUACCCUUGACCAUCAGCGGCACCGAACCCUCCAGGGGAGAGGAGAGGUCCCCGAUGCAGGUGACGCCGCAGGGACCAGUUGAAGCACGAGGGCUGGCAUCUCUGCUUCCCCAGCCCACACCGCACAGCUCACAGGGCUCCGUUCCUUGUGCACAGCCACCAGCCACUCCUGCGGUCAGAUGUGGUUCUGAGGGGAGGCGGUGAGAGGGGCCGGUUCCCUUCUGGAAAGUGCUGCUGUCUCUGGCUGGAAUCCAUCCUCUGGACUUAGCAGUGCCAAUCACAAUAAAUCCAUGUAAUCACA
This is a messenger RNA of Hyaena hyaena (striped hyena), 1954 nucleotides long. RefSeq names its product solute carrier family 46 member 1 (gene SLC46A1). NCBI's taxonomy places the organism in Eukaryota, Metazoa, Chordata, Mammalia, Carnivora, Hyaenidae. The transcript has 5 exons. The coding region runs from base 42 to 1421 and encodes 459 amino acids. Gene Ontology annotation, molecular function: transmembrane transporter activity. Gene Ontology annotation, biological process: transmembrane transport. Gene Ontology annotation, cellular component: plasma membrane. The record is from RefSeq and is a predicted model, not a curated record.